Aureobasidium vineae is the source of this 1143-nucleotide messenger RNA. The record is from the annotation of a GenBank genome assembly. Lineage: Eukaryota; Fungi; Ascomycota; Dothideomycetes; Dothideales; Saccotheciaceae.
AUGCCGCCGCCAUCGUCGUCUGCCGACCACCUUCCUCCACACCAGCCCGCCGCCCGCCAGCGCCCAAAGUCGCCGGACCGUGUACUCGCCGAGGCCGAAGCGCAAUGGCUCUUUAGUGAGCAAGAACUGUUGCACACGCCGUCGGUCCAGGAUGGCAUGGCNCCCGAAAAGGAGAAGGAGAUCCGUGCAAAGGGCAUCAACUUCAUCCGUCAGGUCGGCAUCAUGCUCAAGCUGCCCGAGCUCACCCUAUCGACCGCUGCCAUCUUCUUCAACCGCUUCCUCAUGCGCGUCAGCCUCGUCGACCGUCCAAACCAAAAAGCAUUGCAUCACUAUACCUUGGGUGCGACCGCCCUCUUCCUGGCUACAAAGGUUGAAGAGUCAUGCCGCAAGAUGAAGGAUCUGGUCGUCGCCUGCUGUCGUGUCGCCCAAAAGAACCCAAAUCUGCUAAUCGACGAGCAAAGCAAGGACUUCUGGAAAUGGCGCGAUACCAUCCUGCUGAACGAAGAUGUCCUGCUCGAGAUGCUGUGCUUCGAUCUCACCAUUGAAGCNCCCCACAAACAGCUCUACGAAAUGCUCAAGUACUACCACGUCCACCACAACAAGCAAUUGCGCAACGCCGCCUGGGCCUUCGUCACCGAUAGCAACAUUACCCAGCUCUGCCUACUAUGUUCAAGUCACACCAUUGCUGCUGCUGCCCUGUACUCGGCCGCUCGCUACUGCAACGUCGCCUUCCCUGAUUCUCCCGACGGCCGCCCGUGGUGGCACGUUCAGCACGUCUCACUCGAGGAUAUCCUGAAGGCUUGCAACUACAUGGCUGCCAAUUACGAACAUGUCCCCAUCAAACCCGGUCACGAAGGCGCUCAAACUAUCUAUGUACGUCUCGAUGGCCAAGAUUCGGACUGGGAUGCCACAAGGCUGAGUAGUGAACAGGCCAUUACCAGUCCCUCCGCUCCCAUACUACACCAAGACACCACCUCGAACGGGAGCAAGAUACAUCACCUUGAUCCACCCCACGACGAUAGAGCCGCCAAGAAGAGACGUACUUCUGAUUCAGCUAGUGUUGCUACUUCUGUUCCUCAUCAUGCAGCGGCCUCGCGAACCGUCGAGAGUCAUGGCAGCGAGGAAGGUGAGGUUGAAGGCUAG